AUGUCAGAAUUCUUCGAAACCGUUAUUGGUCAGCCCCUUGCAAUUUACCAGCUUCCCAAUGUCACCUUGAUUGCCGAAAUGAAUGACACUAACGAGCUCCGGCGCCUGCUGCAGUUGGUAAUUUGCUGUGCCGUCAAUGGAGAAAACAAAGAAUUCUACAUCCAAGGAAUCUUGAACAUGGAGCAGGCUGUACAACAGGCUGUCAUGGAAACUAUACAGGAGGUGAUGAAUGAAAAAUCUUCAGAAAAAGAUGAGUCUUCCCUUCUCAGUAAGUUGGUGCAGCUGGAAGCGGAGAAGUCGACGGUGGAGUCGGAAUUGGAGGAGGCGCUCCACAAGAUCAGUCUCCUCGAGGAGGGUCGUGGUGGUGUGGCCGACGGCGAGCCCGGAUCUGUUGGAGCAACCCUUCAAGUGCGUCAGCUGCAAGACAAACUGAGGACACUGCAGGAGGAGCUCUUCCAAUCCGAAGCAGAUGCACAAGAGUCGAAAAUGCGCCUUGUGGAGGCUCGCAAAACAAUUGAAGAACUCCGAAAAACAUGUGACACUUUGACACGUCAGGCGGACGAAGCGGCCCACUUCAAGGACGAGUUGGACAUAACGCGGGAGGAGCUGCGAGAAGCCAAUAGGCGCGCUGCAUCGGUUGACCAAUUGAAGAAGCGUGCUGAUGAGGCCGUUGCUCUGCGUGUUCGCUGCACCAAACUCGAAGCCGACAAUGCCGCCUGCCUCAAACGUGUGGCCGAGCUCGAACAGGAGAACAGACUGAAUUCGAGCCUUCGUGUGCAAGCCGAGGCGACUCGAAACCAAUCAGCUGAGGCCAGUUCUCGGGCCUCAGAGCUGGAACUUCGCGCCCUGCAGAUGGAAGAUGAGCUGAAGAAGACCAAGGCGGACCUGCUGGUGGCUCUGAGGGAGAAGGAUACCCUUUUUGCGGAACUGAAGCGGCUCAGAGACAGCAAUGAAAAGGAACUCACGCCUCCAGAAUUGGAGACUGGUGACUGUCUGGUGAACCUCCAGUCACAUCUGCAUUCGUCUCCUAAAUCGGCAGAGCGAAACGGGCAUCUGGAACUCAAAAACGAUACUGUCUACGAGGUGGAACAACUCUACCGAGGCUACUUAGCUAAAGCUCUAGAGGUAAUCCGACAGUUAGAUCGACGAGCCGUGGCGGCGGAAACUGCCGCGGCCCAGAGCGGCGAACAACAGCAACCACCAGACGCUGAAAUCACUCGUCUGCAAGCCCUGCUUGUCGAAAAGGAGAAUAUUAUCGAACAACUGGAGCGGCACCACGAGCAAGCCAGACGUCAGCGCGACCUUGAGGAGCGGAUGGUUCUCACCGCAUGGUACCACCUCGGAAUGCGGAUGAAUAGGGCGAACACUGAGGCCCGGCUUUACCAGCGGCUUGGGGACCCGCAGACCCUUUCCACACCGUCCUCUUUCCUGGCACAGCAACGUGUCAGGCACCUGCACUAUUCCCCUCCGCCGUCAUCCUCCGAAGUUCCCAUGCGCCAGUCUCGUGCUCAACCUCCCAACGAUUCACCGAAACCCCAAGUUGGAAGUUGUUACAAAUUACUCAUCUUAGUUCGACACGGUCAGUAUGAAACAGAAGCUCUGACAUCCAACAAAAAAGUUCUUACGGAUCUGGGGUGGAAACAGGCUCGGGCAACUGGCAAAAGGUUGCGAGCGCUUGGAUAUAACAUCGAUUGUAUUGUACAUUCUGAUAUGAUAAGAGCCAGGCAAACAACUGCAGGUAUACUGUCUGAGCUUGAUCAGAUGCAACUGGCUGACACUGGAAUCCUGGAGAUAACUGCAAAUCCCCCUCUUCCCGGGCCUAAAGACUGUGUCGACCUCCGAAAAUCUCCUUUGAAGUCGAUGACCUUGCCCUUACUUGAGUCCAGUUUAAUGGCAGAGGGCCCACCCCCCACUGAACCGGAACCUAGCCCAGCUUCAAGAAUUAAGCACUUGAAAAAUCUAAGUCUCGAAGACAAAGCGGAUAGGGUGGAUCAUCAGAAUAGAGUUGGCUCCAGUUUUGUUUACCUCAUACACAGGAGGCCGAUUUCUGACGCCGGUAAGCGCGCCCUGGGCGGACCUGCAAGCUGUGUGCAAUGCACACAGCCAAAUUGCCUCUGCUCACGAGCAAUGCAGGAUCGACCACUGGAAGUUAUCCUGUUCGUUGGUCACGCAAACGUGUUCCGCUAUUGGUUGUGUAAAGCACUUCAGCUUCCUCCGGAGGCCUGGCUCCGGAUUUCCCUCCCCCAUGGUAGCAUUACGGAAUUGCUUAUAGAGCAAACUCAGGGGGACGCGGAUGAACCCCCUACGUGUACGGUUCAAGCUCUGCGUGUUGGUGAUGACGGACACAUGCCUGUUGACCUACAAAGCCGGUGA
Molecule: messenger RNA, 2373 nt
Organism: Mesocestoides corti
Lineage: Eukaryota; Metazoa; Platyhelminthes; Cestoda; Cyclophyllidea; Mesocestoididae
Source: the annotation of a GenBank genome assembly